Messenger RNA from Mus pahari (shrew mouse), 2231 nucleotides. It is a transcript of the gene Sertad3, whose product is annotated as SERTA domain containing 3. Lineage: Eukaryota; Metazoa; Chordata; Mammalia; Rodentia; Muridae. Bases 994 to 1695 code for a protein of 233 amino acids. Gene Ontology annotation, cellular component: nucleus. Gene Ontology annotation, biological process: positive regulation of DNA-templated transcription. The transcript is spliced from 2 exons. The record is from RefSeq and is a predicted model, not a curated record.
UGCAAAACCGCAGGGAGGGGAGAAUGGUGUCACCCGGUGUCACUCUGCAAUGGGGUCUUGUAUAAGGGCUCUGCAGUGAAACGGAGGAGUGAGAAACGCAGCUGGGUCCAAAGUAGCAGUUCUGACGGCGUUACCAGCGUCCACCAUGGAGACUCCGCCCGCCCCCUGACCAGUAGCCAACCUAAACGGGACCCGGCUCAGGGAUGGACGGGGCCUAGCAUCCGUGGCUCCUCUUAGCCAAUGGCGCCCCGCGGCGGGCAGGAUUCCAACCAAUCCUGGCUUGCGACUGGCCUCCGGGGAGGAGCCGAGUGGCCCCCAGCCAGACCCAGAGGCCCGGGGAAAGUGAGCCGGACUUCUACCCAGCACUGGUGGAACCCAACGCUGCAGGCUUGUCGGAGGUAGUCGUGGCGACCCUGGCAGCCGAGGUGAGGAGUGGCCGCCUGUGUGAGAUUUUCCUGGAGUUAGAGGAGGGGGGCGCGCCCCCGCGGAAGGCGGAAGCGGGGUAUCCCGAGUGGAGAGAGCAGAUUGGUGUGAUUGAUGGGCAUUGGAGGGUGGAAGGCUGAAUUCCAGCAUCAGCACCGAAGGGGAAGCAACAUUACUCAGGAGUUGGAGUUUGGAGAAGCCAGGAAAACGGAGAAAGAACUUUGGAGGAGAGAGCAGGACAGUUUGAGUCUCGAAGAAUGGCCUGAGUUUGGAGUUCCACGGUGUUCUGGCAAAGCGAGCGUUUUAAGGCUAGGAUAUGAAGCAUUUAGAGGAAUCCGGGAACUAGAGGAACCGCGUAUUGGAUUCUGAGACGCCGUCGUGAUAAGGGAAUGCCGGGGAGAGUUCACUGAUGGGGUCUCGGAGCCGGACUGGGAGUUUGGAUAGUAAAGGCCAGAGUCAUUUGAAAGUGAGCCGAAUUAGGGGAGAUUUGGGACGAGGUCUCAGAAUUGGGAUAUCCAGUUUCGCCGGCGGAACUAUGUACCCGAGAGUUAUUUGGCGUCUUUGGGCGAUAUGAUGGGAUUUGGAUCUCUGCACACCGAAGACAGUUUGGGGAAGAAUCCAGAACUUCCUGGGGUGAUAGGGACCCAGAGAAAACAGGACAUGGGAGGCUUAAAGAGGAAACAUUCUGAUUUGGAAGAGGAGGAGGAGGAGGAGGAGGAAGAGGAGGAGAAGAAGUGGGACUGGAGUCCAGCAGCUCUUCGGAGCUACCAGCAAGCCCUGCUCCGAAUCUCUCUGGACAAAGUCCAGCGCAGCCUGGGCCCCAGAGCACCCAGCCUCCGCAGGCACGUCCUCAUCCACAACACGCUCCAGCAGCUCCAGGCUGCCAUUCACCUGGCUCCAGCACCAGCCCUGCCCCCGGAGCCUCUCUUCCUAGGUGAAGAAGAUCUCUCCGUGUCUACCACCCUUGGCUCCAUCCUGAGGGAGCUGGAUACAUCCAUGGAUGAGAUGGAGCCGCCUCUGAAUCCAGCAGCUUCCUCAAGUCCCCAGAAUGAGGUCAUGUCCCAGGCCGGUCCUGUGUUCUUAGAAGCUCUGAGCUCGAGGUACCUGGGAGACUCUGGCCUGGAUGACUUCUUUCUGGACAUUGAUACAUCUGCGGUGGAAAAGGACAUUGCACUUCCACCUCCAGAGCCGCCUCACAGCCUCUUCUGUAGCCCAGGAUCCUGGGAGUGGAAUGAACUGGACCACAUCAUGGAGAUCAUCCUGGGAUCCUAAAGCUGAUGGGAUCCUUCCAGAUGUCAGCCUCAGUGGGCUGGGGCCUUAGAUGGGACUCUUGUAUGUGUGUGUGUGGCGGGGACUCUAAAACAGAGACUGUGUGGCCUCCUUUCCUCCUAUGUCAGGAUUCCACAAACUGUCCUGCAUGUGUGCGUGUCUGGUUGCCACAGCCUUCUGUGAAGGUGCAUCUUCCUCAAUUAAUUUAUCUCUUCCAAAUGCCUUAAGGAGACUCUGUUUCAGGGAGUCUAGAUUCCUCACUUACACAUUUCUUCUGCCUCCAGUUCCCACUGUCCUUAUGACCACUAGGGUCUCAGGGAAGAUAAAACUGGACCUGUCAAGGGGUGAUGGAGGGGCUGGUCUCCAGACAGACUCAACCUCUUGGCAGGACCCCAGUCCCAGCAGCCUCCUGAUUCAUAACCAGGCCGGACCGUGUGCAAUAGGACAGAAAUCUGCCAGCUCCAUGCUGUGCUACUUAAGAAGAAAGAGGAGGUGGGGUUUGUAGAGGCGUAUGUUUGUUUGUUUGUUUGUUUGUUUGG